Messenger RNA from Westerdykella ornata, 1098 nucleotides. RefSeq names its product regulator of G protein signaling superfamily. Gene Ontology annotation, biological process: intracellular protein localization. The transcript is spliced from 3 exons. Lineage: Eukaryota; Fungi; Ascomycota; Dothideomycetes; Pleosporales; Sporormiaceae. The coding region runs from base 1 to 1098 and encodes 365 amino acids. The record is from RefSeq and is a predicted model, not a curated record. Gene Ontology annotation, cellular component: plasma membrane.
AUGCCCCCACGAGAACCUGGGCAGAGGCACCGCUUUCCAAAUCUGUCCGAGGUGCUGAGCCGCCAGACUGUGGCCCCUCUGGAUCUGUUCUCCUUCUACAUCUACAUGCGUGAUCAGCAGCGCUCCGUCGACUACCUGGAUUUCUGGCUCGACGUAUCCCAGCACCUCCAACUUUGCCGACUCUAUGUACGCCGUCUACAUCGUUCCGUCAUUGAAGACACCCCCGAGAUGGAGAAGAACAGCAAGCAAUCCUCCUUCUUCCCAGAAGGUGCGGGCGAGGGGCCAUCGGGAGAGAAGGGCAAUGUGUCGGACCAGAGACUCUCCGCGUUCCUUCGGUCGGAUCAUGGGAGUCGGCAGCACUCCCCGCAUAAUAGCCAGGAUGACUAUUCCCAUCACUCGACGCCUGGUCACGAGCGUCCGCCACGCCCUAGCUUCAUGACGAUGGAUACCAGUUCACCAGGAGAGGAUUCGAGCUCGCCGGGCCAGAACUCGUCUGGGGAUAAUGUCCCUAAGAGGGAGGAUCUGAGGGCGUCUGCGGAGAAGAUUCUGUAUACCUAUCUUCUUCCGGGAUCCGAGCGAGAGAUUAUCAUUCCGCAAAGCAUUCUCCAUGAGGUACAGGAUGCCAUCGAAGGCCCCGAGCAGAGGAGCGAUCCGGAAUUGUUUGACGCCGCCAAAGACUAUGUUUUCCAAGCCAUGGAGCGCGACGCCUUUCCUGGAUUCCUGCAGAGCAAGGGUCUCGGCAACCUCGUGCCGCAGAGCAUGAUGAUCCGCCUUAUCGUCGGCUUGAUCAGUUUCUUCGCGGCUAUGUGGGCUUCUUUCAUUCUUAUCUUCCUCAACAAAUCAAGGGCUACAAGGUGCUGGCUCAUCCUCCCCUUCACGAUCGCGCUUUACUUCAUCUUCACUCAUCAAUACAUGCUUGACCCGAUCCUGGCGCUCAUUGGCCUCAGCGAGUACACACUCAUGGAUUUUUAUCGCAUCCGGGAGCCGUUUGUGAGGAAGACGCUGAAUAAACGGUCUUUGGUGAUGUUGGCGGGCUUUCUCCUCGUGGAUGCAGCUGUGUGCUGUCUGUUCAUCUUUGUGCCGGGGAAGAGACUUUGA